Molecule: messenger RNA, 3449 nt
Organism: Helicoverpa zea (corn earworm)
Lineage: Eukaryota; Metazoa; Arthropoda; Insecta; Lepidoptera; Noctuidae
Product: transmembrane 7 superfamily member 3-like
Exons: 9
Coding region: 463-2118 (551 amino acids)
Source: RefSeq, a predicted model, not a curated record
AUUUCUACUUAUUUCAAAAAACGCGGUGCUGAAGAAGUCAUAUUAUUUAUCUGUGCCACUUCUAUUUAAGUUCAGUCGGCAAAUAUAGGUCAGUCGUAUUAUCGUUCAAAACUUCAUUCGUCGUUCGUUUCCUGCUGUUGUUUUCUGUCAUUGUCAACUGACCGUCAUUGGAUUUGCGAAGUUGUUUUUGUUUUUCCUCGCCGGAAUUUCGAUUGUGAUAGCAUAGGACAAAAUGUGAAUUUAUAUUAUUGUGUCAUAUAUUAUCAUAGCGGUUCAUUGUCCUUAUAAACAUCUUAACCAUUACCAAUUCGUGUUAAUACGUUGAUUGAACAGAACGUGACAGUGACAAGAUGAUCAGCUGUUCCACAUAAUUAUUUGUAUUUCAAAAACUUUUUCGAGUUAUUGUAAUCUAAAUCAUCGAUAAUAUUUUUGUAAAUACGUUAUAAAGCUAGAUAAGUGAUAAUGUGGUCUAAUUUAGAUCAUAAGUUUAAUUUCGUUGCAUUUUUCCUGAUUUACUUUUCGGCUUCCGUUGCUACACAAGAUGCAAACAUAACAAUACCAUUGAAUGCUACACUUACAUAUGACAACAAGGAACUAUAUGGAGCCUUCGUAACACUAAACGGAGAGUCGCACGUACAAGUUAACUUUAGCGACAUUAACAAAAGUUUGAACUUCAUCGUCUUCCAGGCUCACAGCCAUUUGUUAAAUAUUUCUUUGUACACAAAUGACACGAGCGGUGAACAGGGAGUUUUUGGAACGAAUCUGGGAUUGGUCAGCUUCGUCAAAUCUGUGAAAACAUUUCAUGUAGUUAAUCCUAAUAAGAAUUUGACUGCCCGAGUGUUUAUUUCAGUUCAUGGAUAUGAGGAAUUCGAUCCGAUACCAGGAGGUUGUAAUAUGGAGUUUCCAGUUCCGAUAUCCCCGUUCAUUCGAACAUUCACAUACCCUGACUACAUCUUCAUCGACGCAGCACCACCAGCCAUGGAUGAAGAUUGUAUCGUUCCUCUAAUAAAUAGUAUGGAGUUUUAUAUGAUGUACUUGCCUGACUUGAAUUUCUAUGCUGACACUUAUUUUGAUGGCAUCAGGAAAAUGAUGACUCUCAAGAAUAUUCGGAAGUAUGGGAAACUGCUCCCGACGAGCUCUUGGCCGGAAACUCGGCGUAUGUUGAGCACAUAUCCCGGCACGGGCGCAGUUUACGCUGUGGUGGCUACGCGGGUCCUUAAGAAUGAGACACGGUACUCCGUCUACGUGCCGAACCAUAGUUACGGAUGCGCUGAUGUUAUUGAAGACGGAUGCGAUAUGAUUGAUGACUGGCUAUCACAAAUAAUGUGUGCAACACUGUUAUUUGUUGGUUUGUUCGUGUGUUUCUUUGGACAUCGAUUCUUUAAGACUGAAAUGUUCCUAGCUGGAUUCUUCAGUGGUGUCAUUAUAACUUACAUACUGAUAGCUUUGAUAGCCGCUAUCGAUAAGCCUGCUCUGCUGGGAGCAGCGGCCUUAUCUGGAGUGUUCUUCGGAGCAAUAUGGUGGUUGUUCUGGUGGCUGUACGGCAUACCUGUGCUUGCAGUACUUCUGCCUUCUUUGAACUUGGGCUUUUUGUUAGCCGCGAUAUUCUACUAUAGAUUACCAGGACACCAAAUCUACCUAGAAAUGGACUUCAAUUUCUGGAGCAUAUUCGUACUAGUGGUCAUGCUAACAGCAUUAGCCGUGGUCUCAGUAAGCUACGCAGCUAAUAUUCUAUGCUGUGCCAUCCUCGGCGCGUACGCAGCCGUGCUAUCGAUCGACUACUACUUGGGAUCACAUAUGAAGUUUAUACUGAUCAAUGUGUUCAGGAGAGCUGUUGUGCCAAAUUUCAAUAAGGCCAUUUUGGCUGCACCGUCGCCUUUUGAAUGGAGAGAUUUCACGGUAACGCUAAUAUGGGUGAUACUGGCAACACUGGGGUUCACUUUUCAACACUGGUAUAACAGAGGCAGACCUCCUUUCCCCCCACCUCCUAGGAUUGUCCGGCCUAGCAUGGAACCUACUAUGUAUGGGGCCGUUGAAUACUUCAUGAGACGCGAACGAGCAACGCCCACAACACCUGCUAGAAGAUUGCAGAACGAAAGAACUGCUCUACUAGCUUAGGUACUCGUAUGACAAUAAAAUUGAAUAAACAAAGGUAAUAUCAAAAUGGGCGACAUAAAUACUGGUCUGGCGACCCGAGGACUCAGUCUAGCGACAUGACGACUCUGUCUUGCGACUUAACAAUUCUGUCUUGCAACCUAACGAUUCUGUCUGGCCACCUGACGAUUCUGUCUGGUGACCUUACGAUUUCGUCUGGUGACCUGACGAUUCAGUCUGGUGACCUGACGAUUCAGUCUGGCGACCUAACGAUUCUGUCUGGUGAUCUUCUGAUUCCUUCUGGCGACCUAACGAUUCAGUCUAGCGACAUAGCCAUUUAGUCUCGCUACUUUGAAUUGUUCGUUUUAUCCGAUACAGUUUCUGAUCUGAAGUCGCCGAGAUGAUUUGGCAGGUCGCCUUAGUAUCUAGAAUGAGUUAGGGUUACGUAUUACCUACCGUUAAAUAGGCCGACAUGACUAGUCUUAUUUAACUGUUCUUUUUGCUCAUAAAAAUAGUUUUUGAACUUACGUAAAUUGCAAAAGAAAAGAUCUCUUGAACAAAACCGCUUCGCACAGAUUAUAAAGACUUGUAGUUUCUAUUACCUGACUGUCAAGAAGGGUUUUGACACUAAUCUUCUAAUACUACUUACUGGCCAUAUUUCCAAAGAUAUUAAUUAAAUGUUUAAUCAACUAACUACAUUGUUAUUACAUUUUAUAUGUCUAGAUUAUGCUGUUCGACCAUUUUUGCGUAUUUUUAAGCGUUUAUCAUUUAGAUGUAACCAGUCUAUAAAAAAAUACUGAUUUGUAUGUGACAUAAAAGAGACUGAAUUUUGCAAAUUGUGGUUAAAGAAUAUUUUUUAAGACUGGGUAUGUGAAAAUGAAAACUACUUUCUAAGAAUAUAGUCAUUAGUGAAUACACCAAAAUAUGCUAAUAUAUGUACCUUUUUAUAAGAAUGCCUUGCAAUGCUCGCUUGAAAGUCCAUUUUUCUAUUUAAAAUUUAAAGGCAUAAAAACCAAAAUUAUGAUAUUUAGAUAUGAAAAAAAAUACUCUUCAAUUUAUACUCUGUACUCUAGUUUAAUCUAAGUAUGUUAAAAAAAAUAAUUCGACGAUCAAAAGGGCUUAAUAUUGUAUCAAAUUGAACAGUUAAUCGCCUUCUUAUUAAUAUGAUUAUAAGCUAAAAUUUCUUCUUCCAAUUCCAUAAUUUAUUACUGUAGCAAACAUAAGCUUAUAUUUAAAACAUAUCAUGAUAACCAGACAUAUUGUAAGACUGUAUAUCUUGUGAUUUUAUGUGUAAGUGUGGACAAGAAGUGUAAACAUUCCCAUUUAACGCUAAUACAUUUUUGUUUAAUUUUUUA